GUUUAAAUGUGCAAGCAUUGAAUGUACACGUAUAUUUGUAUAUGUUAUCACAUGCAUACACUCAGUUGAAAAUUAUUAAUAAUCACUGACACCUAUAAGGAUACACACGAAGAGGUAUUUAUUUUGGACAACUUGACUAAGUACAAUUUUCUUUUGUUUAUCUAACUACACACAUAUAUAUAUAUACUACAAACGAAUUUAUUAUAAUCAAGACAGAAAUGAUAUGUCAUACAAUUAAAAUUUAAUCGCAUCAAUUUAAACGUUUACUACAAAUUAACAAAAAAUUACCGGGAAUUCAAUUUUUAUCGCUUCUAUCCAAGUGAAAGGGAAACGUAUAUAUAUGUAUAUAUCUAAAUAUAUCUAAAGCGGGAGCACAUAAAAACAGUGAAAAGGGCAGAAAAAAACAAUUGUCAAAAAUAAAAUUGAUUUGGUGAUGUAUAAAUUAUCAACUUCAGUUAAAGUUAUUUAUUUUUCUAUACAUUGUACAUGUGAGUAUGGAUAAAGUGCAUCAUUGAUUCUUUUUAUUGAUAUUACAAGGAUGUAAUUAACAUUGAUUAAAACAUAAGCAAAUUUUCACUUCAUUUCAAUAAUUAUCUUAGUGAUAAAAACAAGUGAAAGUAAUACUUUCUAUCUUGAUUAAGUAAAAAAAAACAAAACAAUUAUAACACGAACUCAAUACAACACAAUACAAGUUAUAAACAAUUACUAAUUACUUUUAAUCAAUAUUUAUUACUUAUUAUACAUAUAAUAUAUAUAUAUAUAUAAAUUGUUAACAAAUUUUAAAUUUAUUGAUCAAUAAUUACAAUUAUACAGAUACUUAUAUAUAUAUAUAUAUUAAAUAUAUAUAUAUAUAUCCAAAUAAAUAAGUAAGAUCUAUUCACAUUCAAUUCAUGUUCAAUUCCCAGUGGACAUUAUUGGAAAUAUCAUUAUAUUCCGUGUCAAUAAAUUCACUACAAUUAUUCUUACUAUUAUUACCAUUAUUAUUAUUAUUACUGUUAAUUGCAUCUUAUAAGUUUAACUAUUCUAACCCUUGUCAAUAUAGUCGCAUAUUUGAUCAUUACAAUUAUCUACCUUCAAAAUCAUCAUCAAUAUUAUUAUCAUUUAUAUGGAUAUCCUGCACAUUUACGUAUGCUUUAUAUUCAGAUAUAUUAAGAUUAUUGCAUUCUAUUUAUAAGCUGUUAGGUAAUCAAAGAAAUAUACUACUUGGUAAUAUUAUAAGUAGUAAUAGUAGUAGUAACAGUAGCAGUAGAAGUAGUGGUCAAAAGCUUGUCUAUAAUAUAACUGAAAUACCAUUUAUUGUAUGUAUUACUCUAUAUAAUUUAGUGGAUCAUUUAGUGAGGUUAUACAUUGGUGAAAGUAGAUUAUGGAAUAUAUUCAAUAUACCAUCAACAUGGACAUUAACUUCAUUAACUUAUCGAAACGGUCAUACUGGGUAUACAAAUACUAAUCGAAGUAACAUUGGUACUCCUACUAAACUACAUACAUAUCAUACUCAUUUAAAUCAUGGAAUGAAUAAAUUAUUUAUCUUAUAUCUUGGAGUAUUAUUUUAUGGAGUAAUUUGGGGAAUAACUUUUGUAGAAGGUAAACCUAUUCAAAAUGGAAUAGAACGUCGAUAUGGUGAAUUAAAUUUACAUCCGUCUAAAUCAUCAUCACUAUCAUCUUCAUCACAUAGGAUACCUAAAGUUGUUAUGCCUCCAUAUGAUCUUGGAUUUAGAGGUCAAAAGACAGGAGAAGCGAAUAAAGUAAGGUCAUUAUCAUCAUCAUCUUCUGUACUAAUGAAUGAAGCUAAUAAUAAUUUUGACCAUAUAAGAGGAUUUCAGUCGGAUGAGACAUAUGAUGAAAAUCCUCAAUCAUACAUCUUUUCACCAUCCUCUUCCUCAUCAAUAUCUCGAAAUCAAAAGCGUCAACGCUAUCAAAGAGUUAAUCGUGACAAUUAUGAACCGGAAGAAAACUUUAAUGAUGAUGAUGAUAACAUGAACUUGCUUAGUCCUAAGUUAUCACCAAGGAAUCAGGUUAUUCAGAAUGUAAGAUCAUAUGGUCAAUCAGUACCAGAACCACAGCUGCCGUUAUCACAAUCAUCUCUGCCAGGAGCAUUAAAUAAGGAAGUAAAUGAUCGACGGGAUUAUAAAAGAGUGAAUCUUGCACCUUCUCGACCUUUUUCUCCUUCUCUUCAACAACAACAACAGCAACAACGCCCUUCAUAUUCACUCUAUAAUCCAUAUGAAAAAGUGAAAAACUUUCAUGAUCCGCUUUACAUUUCUGAUCAAAAGGCAGUUUAUAAUGACAAUGAUCAACAGUUUUCUCAGCAAGAUGGACAAUGGGGUAGAAGUAACAAUCAUUAUCAGCCCAAUAUGUUGUACGAUGGUCAUGCAGCUUAUAUGAAUCGAGAGAUUCCUUCUUUCUGGUAUCCUUCAUCACAUCAGAUUAACAGUAAUAAUAAUCCCCUUGAAAAUGCACAAAUUUACGGACGUCAACAACCUGAAGAGCAGCCUUCAGAAACCAAUUCUUAUCCACGUUUUGAUAUCCCUAAUCAUAAUGCUAAUAAUAAGCAAAAAAUUAAAAAUAAAAUUCAUGGUCGAAUAAACACAAACGUUGGUCAAUUCUCUUACUUUAAAGAAUUGCCAGACAUUCAAUUAUCACAUUUAAUUAAUCAAUAUCAGAUGGAAUUAUUACGUCGACAAGCUGAACGCUUACAAGACAGUGAUUUUCAGUUAGAAUCUGCUUAUUAUGGUCAAUCGGCUGGACAUCCAUCGCUUUACCCAUCCGGUUAUUACACUCAAGAUCAUGGUAUACAUUUAUCUGGAUCAAAAAAUCAUGACUAUAUUAUUCAACGAUUUAAUAAUCUGGCCAAUCAAAGAUUAAUUGCUGGUGUCAAUGAAUUUUUCGAUGAACUUGAUCAUAACAGAGACGGAGUUAUCACACUAGAUGAACUUCAAAACUAUUUAAUGUUGCAUGAAAUUCACUUUGCACGUUAAUAUCCCUACAUUUUUGUCAGAAAGAAACAAAUCAAAUUUAUUACAUCGAACCUAUAGGAAUUUUCAGAUGUCUAUAUGAAAAUGAUGGAUCGAAAAUUUUAAUGUCCAAUGGAAGUGGAAAUAAACAUUUGAGAUGUUCAAUGUUUCCCUUGAUUCCUAACUUUUCCUGCCUAUAGAACGAUACUAUUUGAGAUGAUCACUAUUCCGUAUUUUACGUAUGUACAUCAUGUAUAAUCAUUUUUACUGCGUAUACCUCAUUAUAAAUAAUGAAUAUUGUGAACAGAAGACGUUCAUAGAUGUCAUACUGCACAAUAAUAUGAGCGUUUACACUAUACUUACCUAUUAAGAAUAUACUCCAGUAUUAUUGUCUAAACUUUCCUCAAAUUGUUCACUUUCUUCCUUAUUUAUUUCCUUCUUUCCAAGUUGCAUAACACACAUGCAAACCCCAGCACUUAAACUUUUAACGGUUAUUUACAAACACAAUCAAUUUUUUAUAUUGUCAUUAUAACUUUCAUCCCCCUCACUGGAGUUUACUACUGUUAAAUUCAACGAUUUUACUAAUAUUUUUAUUUUAUCCCACUUUUCCACAAAUUGACCUCAUGAACGGCAUACACUUACCCGCACUCCAGGAAUACAGUGAGCUAUUCGAAAAUUAUUUGCAAGUGAUUACUUCCAUCUUUAUAUUUACGUAUGACAAAUAUAUUUGUGCAAGCGAACACUUAAGCCUAUAUGCAUAAAUUGACGUCUCAUCUUCAUAUACGUCUUACCAGUUUUCAGAAUUCUAUCUAACGGGUUUCAUUUUUGUCAUUACUAAAGAAAACAAAAACCAAAAAUUAAGAAGUAAUUUUCUUUUUACUAA
Heterobilharzia americana is the source of this 3834-nucleotide messenger RNA. Lineage: Eukaryota; Metazoa; Platyhelminthes; Trematoda; Strigeidida; Schistosomatidae. The record is from the annotation of a GenBank genome assembly.